This is a messenger RNA of Adineta ricciae, 2652 nucleotides long. NCBI's taxonomy places the organism in Eukaryota, Metazoa, Rotifera, Eurotatoria, Adinetida, Adinetidae. The record is from the annotation of a GenBank genome assembly.
AUGACUUCAUCGAAUCAAUUGUCUCAAGAUUUUGCCUUUUUUAUCCAUCAUUCAGCUGAUUCACGAACAUUAACAACGCCAGAUAAUCUCGAACGGACGUGUUCGAUUUGUUUGAAUCUGCUAACAACAUUUCCAUCGGCACGCGAUGCAAUCUUCGAUUAUUUCAACUCACUAAUCCGUGUCGGUGUACAUUGUUUUAUUCAAAAUGUUUCCUUAGUUGCGAACGUAAGCGAUUUGCUAACAACGAUUGAAUCAAAACUAAUUUCCUUGGCAACGCAGUCGCAGAGUUGGGCAGACAUCCUUGCACAAUGGUCAAUCGAUCAAUUAUUUGAUCUCACUGUUCGAUAUGCCAAUGAAGCAAACAUUAAAAAAUGUGAAACAUUGGACGAUCGAAUUCAUUUAUGGACACAAUGUCAAGCAGCUAUGGUAUUAAUUAAGAUAUGUUCCGCCUGCAUUACACAUGACUCGACAACUGCAAAUAAUGCACUGAAUAAAUAUCUCGAAGCGUCGAUACGUAGUCGGCCAGUUUUUGAUUGGGUUACUGUCUCUUUAAGUUUACGAUGUGGUCAAACUCUUAUCUCACAUUUGAUCCAACUAAGUUUACAAGAAGCCAGUCAAUUUCAGAUUGUUCAUGGUGUGCGAAGUAUCUAUGCUGUUUGGUCGUCACUUGAGAUCAUUGCUGAACAAGAGCCUCAAGUAUUUCAUCAAGUUCUUACACAACAAAUUCAAUCGUUAUUAGCAAGUGAUGAUAUUCAAAAGCAUGUUUCUAUUCUUCCAUUGAUACAAAUGAUAUUUGUGGUGACGACGGGACCUUUGUGUGAUAUCGUCUAUUAUUCUCUCUAUCGAUCCUUAAACGCUCUCAAUCUGCGUCGUUUGUGUUCAUCAAUAAGACAAACGAAAAGCAUCGACAUUCCACAGUUAACCAAUGAAUUUCUAUCAGGCUUACUGCGAGUUCGCACUGAUGCAUUUCAAAUCAUUCAGUUCAUUCUUAGUUUCAUUCACGAGGAAAUUCCUGCAGAUCAAGAUGAAAUUGAACUUACAUUACACCACAGUUGUCAACACAUUCUGCAACAACUAUGUCAUGAAUGUCAUUAUAAAUUUCGUUUACAAAAAGAUAACCAAAAACCAGCCAUACCGAUCUUGUCAACAUUACGCUUGUCAUUCGAUUAUCUUCUCGAUCUUUUAAACUAUACAAAACAUCCGCAAAAGAUUCAACUCGUCAACGAUCUGUGCUUCAACAUUGCGCUUUACAAUGGCGAUGAAACAAUGAUAAAAUACGUUCAGUAUAUAUUUACAAGGUCAACUGCGAUUGAUAUUUUACAAGAUGUCUAUCUAGAAUUUGAAUAUUACCAUUCCAAUUGUGUACGUGAUAGUUUGAAUCUGAUAUUUGAACAAGAUGAUUCAUCAAAAAUCGCAAUAUGUCUCGAAAAUCUUCUAAAACUGUUGUCAAUUGAUGAACGAACAUUCUCGAAUAGUCGUUCAAUCCAUUCAAUCAUCUGGUCAUUAAUCACUCAUUUCAGUCGAUUUUUAAGUGAAAAUGCCGCUGAUUAUCAUCUUAUCUGUCAAAUCUUUCUUCAAUUACAUUGCUACAACACGUUACCAUCAUAUGAGCAUAUUCUUCAACUUGCUUGUUCAUUCACUGAUCUACAUAUGAAAAUCAUCGAAGAUAACGAUGAGAAUCUAAUGGACAAUCUGCUUCUCUGGCGCGAUACUCUCUGGAAUUUCCUAAGUUUUAACAACCAUGAUUUUCGUUUAUUCACAAUGAUUACAUUAAUCGAUGUAAUCGUACCUAAACUAAGUCCUUUUGAUAAAAUUGAUGAUACGAGCACAACACGUCGCACGAUGGAUGUAUCAAGUUCACUUCUAGAGCAGAAUCUUAGCGUGAACAACAUGAUUUCCAAUCGAGUACCAUCGCGGUCAUUCAAAAAGAAUUUCAUGACUGAUCGAUGGAUUAAAAUACCCAUUCAGCAUCUGGAUCAAUAUAACAUAUUGAUGACCGAUGUGUUCAAUGAAUUGAUAUCGAAUGAAAAUUCGCAGAAAUCACAAUUAAUUCUGAGUUUAGCAACAUCACUAAUUGAUAAUAUCCUCCCAGAUUCGACGAUCGAUUCUCAGUUUGAUGAUGAUCAGUAUAAAACACCGAAUGAAAGAAAUUUAGCAUUAAUUCGUCGACUUGACGAUCAACCAUUUGUAUGGAUACUAUUCGAAAUGAUUGCAACAGAUAGUACUGCCUUUCAUCUGUGCAUGCCAAUCGUUCGUUGUUUAUUGUGCGCUUUGAUUGUUCAAUGGGAGAACUUUCGUGGUGAAGAUCGAGCAAAAACUUUUGUCAAACAACUAAUGCUCUCCACAAAUUUAAUCAUUCUUCUGAAAAAAGCUCGUUUUCUUCCGCCCCCGUUGAAUGAGAUCUACGAACUAUUUCCAUUCAUCACAGCCUACGAUUGUUUUACACUUUUGUUAAACAUCUGGAGUUAUUUGAAGCAAAAUCAACAGAUGUCUCAAACAAGAUUAUUACCCACCUCGCAACCAAUGAUCGCUCGCGAUUCGAUUUACUUCGAUCCUAUUCGAUAUGUCAUACAAAAGAAUAUUGCAGAUGUUGGACCUAUCGCUGAACAUUUUCUUCAUUUACAAUUACAAAACACUGUCUCGAUUUCGUGA